This is a messenger RNA of Hydatigera taeniaeformis, 330 nucleotides long. Lineage: Eukaryota; Metazoa; Platyhelminthes; Cestoda; Cyclophyllidea; Taeniidae. The record is from the annotation of a GenBank genome assembly.
AUGGCCUCGGAUCCUCCGAAGGCUUCGAAGCAGUAUGCCUUAGCUCAUGUCUCGAGUGAUCAACCAACUCUCUACAUAUCAGUUGCAUCUCCAUGCAGAAGUGCACUGGCAACGAAGUCUCGCUUCGGCACCUGCAUCAUUCUCGUGCUCUUUAGACACGCAAACACACGUCUGCUGCGCAACAUGGAGGAAGAAUUUGCUUCGCUAUUCCUUCCCUAUUGCCACUGUGCUUCAAUGUCGGAGGUGCGCACCCGCGUCAAUGUCGGUAUCCUCCGGUCGUCCCCAUCACCACACCUUCCAUUUAAGCUCAUUCGAUGCUGGCUGACAUAA